AUGUUCCACUGGUGGUUUUCUCUUGUUUUCCCCUUACUUUACCCUUGCAUGUACAGAUCCAGUGGCUCUCGUCUCGCUGCGUGUUCUGCUCCACCCACCGAAAUAAAAGCCAAAGAUUUCACCCGAGCUGCUGGGAAGCGAACUCCUCGGAGCUGUACGAUACUCCCAACUCCGCUGCUGCAGCCACAGUUAAAGAAAAUGAUGGCUGUACUUCUCCGUUUCUCCUGCCAUGUUGUCUUUCUACUCCAGCCAUAUGUAAUGAACACAGCUGAUGGGGGAGCAUAUUAUGGACCAAAGCAGCCACCUCAGCAGCAGCCUCAGCCCAUCCCGCAGUACAGCGAUGACUUUCCUCAGCAGCAGUUCCUGGGGAACGAGAUGCCACAUUCACCUUUCAGCAAAGGGAUCCCAUCUAUGUCCCAGCAUGGAAAAGAUGCUCCACAACUGCCAUUGCCUUUGCAAAUUGGAAAAAUUAGACCAUUGACAAAAGGCAAAGGACAAACCUUCCCAAGGGGAUCUAAAGGUCCUCUUCCUGUUCCUAGUGGGAAAGGUUUCACAGGUGGACCUCAAGGCAUUGAAGGCCCCCCUGGACCAGUGGGCCCUCCAGGUCCACAAGGCCCCCCUGGGCUUCCAGGACAGGGGAUUCCUGGAUCACCAGGAAAGCCAGGUCCCCCGGGUUCUCAGGGAUACAAGGGAAAUGGAAAACCUGGAAUGCCAGGAUUGCCUGGAAAACCUGGAGGCCCUGGAUUACCAGGAGCAAAAGGGGAUCUUGGACCAAUUGGUGGUCAAGGGCCAACAGGACUUCCCGGGCCUCCAGGACUCCCAGGUCCCACUGGACUCCCUGGAAUUUCAAAAUCAGGAGGCCAGGGGUUACCAGGACUGCAAGGGCAACCAGGAGAACCUGGCCAAAAUGGUCCACCUGGGUUUCCUGGUCCUCAAGGUCCAAAAGGCGAUAAAGGGCUUGGACUGCCUGGUUUUCCAGGUGUGAAUGGACCUGGUGGGCCACCUGGUCCUCCUGGACAAGUGGGCCUCCCUGGCAAUGGCAAACCUGGUCUGAAUGGUGUACCUGGACAACCAGGAUUUCCAGGAAAACCGGGUCCUCCUGGAGAAGCAGGACUAGUAGGAGCACCAGGUCAAAGAGGGCAACCAGGACUUCCAGGUGUACCAGGAAUAGGAAAACCAGGAAAAGAUGGUGUUAGAGGGUUACCAGGGUUCUCUGGAGGAAAAGGUGAACCAGGGCCUCCUGGUUUAAUUGGACCACCAGGCUUGCCAGGUUAUGGGAAAACAGGAUUUCCAGGGCCUAAGGGUCACAAGGGACAUGCUGGUCUUCCAGGACAACCAGGCCCAAAAGGUGACAAAGGUCAUGUAGGUCAACCUGGAGUUAUUGGUCUAACUGGUUUGACAGGAAUACCUGGGGCACCAGGGCCCACCGGGCCUCCUGGUAGUCUUGGCUUCCCAGGACAGAAGGGAGAAGAUGGCACAUUUGGCCCUAGAGGAAAUCCUGGAGUGAAGGGUGAAACUGGACCUCCAGGUCUUUCAGGACAGCCAGGUAGGCCAGGAGAGGGUGGACAACCUGGACAAAGAGGAUUCCAAGGGCCAAUAGGGCCAAAAGGAGAAGCUGGGGCUAGAGGUUUACCUGGUGCCUCUGGUGCUGCAGGAUUACAAGGACCAAAAGGAGAGGGAGGAGAUUCUGGAAACAAGGGCCAACCAGGUCCACAGGGGAUCCCUGGACUUACAGGACCAGGGGGACCAAUUGGACCUCCUGGUCAUCCAGGACAAAAAGGUGAAACAGGACCAACAGGUAACCCUGGUUAUCCUGGUAAUGGGGCCCCAGGAACCCCUGGUCAAAUUGGUCCUCAAGGAAACCCUGGUCCCAGUGGUUUUCCUGGACUUCCUGGACAACCCGGCCCUCCAGGUCCUCCCGGCCCUCCAGGAAUGUUUACUGAAUCUCCUGACAUUAUUCAAUUCCUCCCUCACACAGGCCCCUACAAUGGACAAGUUCCCAAAAAGCCAGGCAAUGGAGUUGAGAUUAGUGGAACCAAUCAGCAGAUUCCUGCAUUCACUGCAAAACUGACAAAUCCGUUCCCUCUAGUAGGCUCCCCAAUCACAUUUGACAAACUUCUCCACAACGGAAAUCAGGACUACAAUCCACAAAAUGGUAUUUUUACAUGUAGUAUACCAGGAAUCUAUUAUUUUGCUUACCACGUCCACUGCAAGGGAGGCAACGUUUGGGUGGCGCUGAUGAAGAACAGUAAGCCAGUAAUGUACACUUAUGACGAGUACAAAAAGGGUUUGCUUGAUCAGGCUUCAGGAAGCGCUGUACUCCCAUUGAGAAAAGGAGACACUGUUCAUGUAGAGCUUCCAUCAGACCAGGCAGCAGGACUUUAUGCUGGUCAGUAUGUCCAUUCCACAUUUUCUGGAUACUUACUGUACUUGAUGUAAUAAGUAGAGGCCAUUGUCAUACAUUGAAAGGGAAAAGUAUUUGAGACUCAGUGUUUGUAGGCCAAGAUUAGGGAAUAUAUGUAGGAAAAACUCAGUGCUUUCCAGGUGUCAGUUGCCUAGAGUAGAAAAUAUUGACCCCUUGCAUGUCGUGUUACACUUUUCAGAAAGUGUCCCCUUCUGCCAUGACAGACAUCCAAACAACGCAUGUACACGUUUUUUCAAGGUUAGCAGACUUAACAUUCGUAAAGUAAGUAAGUCUAGUAAGAUGCAAUGAAAUAUUAGAUUAUGGACAAUGCAUGUGUGUAAUAAUUAGUAACUAUCCAAAAAAUGUCCCACCAUCAUGUAGCCUACCAUGUACAAAAAGUAUUGGUAACCAUCUAGACACCUGAUUGCUUUUAAGUCUGCUCUGGUGGAAGGAAAGUGCUGUUUAUGAUGUAAUGGUAUAAAUAUUGUGGUGUGAAUUCAGGCAAAGAUGGUGAUGUGAUCAAAUCAGCAAGCAUGUCAGGAGGGUAAGUAUGGGUUGGUUUCUAAGUGCUAGCUCUAUCCAACUUUUAUAAAUACUGCUGUCCAUAAGCCCCAACCAGGUCUGUUACUUCCACAGACAAAUUAGCUCGACUUGAACAAGUAGAAGCCAUAGUUGUACUGGCAAAACAAUUUGGGAAACAAUUUCAGUCGCUCCCUUCAAUUUUCUAGUCUCUCACUUCCGACGUCCAUCAUGGUGCCUCAGUGUGAUCAGGUGACAUAUUUGCAAAGGGUCAAUGUAUUUUGGUGCAAUUAACAUUGGUUUCACUUUUACAUAUUAGCACGAGGUGAUAGCAACAUGCUACCCUGAGUUAUUAGUUGCCAUAUGCACAUAAUUUGCUGUAAACCUGUUCACCUAAAUAACUGGCUACCAUUGCUUUAUUCAUUUUUACUGUAUUCUGUGCACAUUAAGAACAUAACAUAUUAAUUAAGCCAUUCAUUUAUUCACAAUUAUACUGUCGACAUAUGUAUUUUCCGUUGUUUAUCAUUUCUGUAUGUUUUGUAUAUUACUUGGCACAUGCAGCUGGUAAAAUAUUGCAGUCUUUAUAUCAGUAUUAUAUAAAGACAUCAAACUGCAUCUACAUCCACAAAUUGACAAAUUUUCCUACAUGUUAUGCACUCUUUUUUUCUUGUCAUCAUAAUGAUGAUUAUGUAGUUUCUUUAAUUUAUUUUUUUUUUCCAACUACUGAUUACUUGAAUUUGCUUUAUUUGUUGGGUGGAAAAAAUAAUUCACUUCAAAAAUUCAACAGAAACAAUGUGUAAGGUUAAAACAAAAUCUAUUGAAAGACACAUUUUUCAAGCAGAAUCUGCCAGUUUUUCUUCUUGUCUUCAAAUGAUGCAUGUCAUUUUGAAAUAAAAUCCUCUGUAUAUUUCUGUAUACUUAAAGUGUUUCCAAAACGUGAAUUUUCUUGUUUUUCUCUAAACUGUGUGUCAGCGAAAGAAUCAAGCUUUUGUUUCACUCUAGAAUUGUGCCACUCAUGGUGGCAGCAUGUUGGAGUUGCUCUGUUAUAUUAGUUCAGAUUUAUUCUCUUUGUAGACUUCAAGCAUAUAAACUAUUCCCAGCACAUCAGUAUUCCUCAAAUGGAAUACUUAUGCUUCAAUUCAGUAUGCCCAAGCGUGGUUUGGGAAUACUGUCUAAUCAUGGUAGAGAUGUUGCAUGUUUGGACAGAAUUUGCGACUCCAACAUCUCUUUGCCCAACUUUCUGACCAUGCAACCAGACAAGAGAUCUGAAAAUGAGUGUUAAAAGAAAAUGAUGUGGAUUAGCAGUGCUCGCCAUGGUGUCAUCGAGAACAUGUUACUGUCAUAUACCAUCACCGAUGCCCGAAUAUUUCACUGUUAGCAUCUCAUGACAGUCAUGAGAAAGUCUUACUGCAACAGUCUUAAGUCAGAGGGCUCUUCAACUUUGUUGCAAGACUGACUGCUACUCUUCAUCCAAAAUGGCAAAAAGGAUCAUCAUCCAAAAUGAGUCUUUGAAAAUACUUAGUUGAUAGGAGUUACAGCAACCUUUAAUUUCCAUUUCAAAUAUUAGAAGUAUUUUUCAAUAGAAUUGAAUUAGAAUUUUAACUUCUGUUUUUUUCUGCUUGAUUUUUCUCUAUUUUCAAAUAAAAGUUAAUAAUUAAAAC
Molecule: messenger RNA, 4584 nt
Organism: Gambusia affinis (western mosquitofish)
Lineage: Eukaryota; Metazoa; Chordata; Actinopteri; Cyprinodontiformes; Poeciliidae
Product: collagen alpha-1(VIII) chain-like
Molecular function (GO): protein binding
Source: RefSeq, a predicted model, not a curated record